Messenger RNA from Andrographis paniculata, 1357 nucleotides. Its product is annotated as GDSL esterase/lipase At3g26430-like. Lineage: Eukaryota; Viridiplantae; Streptophyta; Magnoliopsida; Lamiales; Acanthaceae. Gene Ontology annotation, molecular function: hydrolase activity, acting on ester bonds. The record is from RefSeq and is a predicted model, not a curated record. The coding region runs from base 63 to 1217 and encodes 384 amino acids. The transcript has 5 exons.
UCUUAUUUCCUUUAUUCAUAUUUUCUUCCCAUCCAAAAACAAUUCCGUUGGCUUCUUUCCUCAUGGAUUCUCUCUUCCUCGUCCUCCCGCUGCUGCUGUCGGCCUCAUUCCCUCACUUCACAUCAGCUCAUAACACAGCUCCGCCGCCGUGUCAUUUUCAGGCCAUUUUCAACUUCGGCGACUCCAAUUCCGACACCGGAGGACUGUCGGCAGCUUUCGGACAGGCCGCUCCGCCGAACGGCGAGACUUUUUUCCACCGCCCGGUCGGAAGGUACUGCGAUGGCCGACUCGUCGUUGAUUUUAUCGCAAAGAGCUUAGGAUUGCCUUAUCUAAGCGCCUUUCUAGAUGCACUCGGUUCGAAUUUCAGCCACGGCGCCAAUUUCGCGACAGCUGGAUCGACUAUUCGACCUCAAAACACUACACUUCACCAGAGCGGUUUCAGUCCGAUUUCGUUGAAUGUUCAAUGGUACGAGUUCAACGAUUUCCAACGUAGAUCUAAGAUCAUCCGCGAACGAGGUGGAGUGUUUAGAGACUUGUUGCCUAAAGAAGAUGCUUUUUCGCGCGGCUUGUACACAUUCGACAUCGGCCAAAAUGACCUGACCUCCGGCUAUUUCCUCAACAUGACGCCGGGUGAAGUUAAAGCGUAUAUCCCCGAUGUAAUAAGCCAGUUCAUUGCGGUAAUUAAGGACUUAUACAACCACGGCGCAAGAUCCUUUUGGAUACACAACACGGGCCCGGCGGGCUGUCUACCGUACGUAUUAACCAAAGUCCCGGUCACCGCAGGACAAAUCGACAAGUACGGAUGCGCGUCGCCGUUCAACGAAGUCGCGCGACACUUCAACGUAAAAUUGAAGUCAGCCGUGGCCAAGCUCCGGAGGAGUCUCCCGAAGGCAGCCUUAACAUACGUCGACAUCUACUCAAUCAAGCUCAAUCUAUUUCAAAACGCCACUCGACACGGUUUCGAGCACCCGCUGAGGGCGUGCUGCGGACACGGCGGGAAGUACAAUUGGAACAAGGAUCAUGGGUGUGGGAGCACCGUGACGGUUAAGGGGAGACAAGUGGUGGUCGGAAAAUCGUGUAAGGAUCCGUCCAAGGCUGUCGUUUGGGAUGGGGUGCACUUCACUGAGGCUGCUAAUAAGUUCAUCUUUGAUCGGAUUGUUAAUGGUGAUUAUUCUGAUCCUCCUGUCCCCUUGAGAUUCGCCUGUUACAGACAUUAGAGUUGAGACGACAACGGAAUCGACUAACGAUGAUGAUGUUAGAACAAUAAUUGAAUGAAUAUUAUUUCAUUCAUUUUACAACUGAAUUUAUAAUUCAAUAGGCAAUAUUUACACACGUUAUUUUACGGAAUUUUACGAAA